GCCCAGCCUUCCCAGCCACAGGUUGUCCUGGAAACAGGAAGUGCAGGACAAUUUUGUUCACCGCCUCCUGUGGAGUCCAUGAUAAGGUGCAGCAAGCGUGGGCCGCCUAGGUGCCCAGUGGGCCCUAUGACUGACUACACCAGCCAUGAGCAGCAGGAGCAAAUAGGCCCGAGCCAAAUGCAGUUUCAUCACCCCCCUGUAAGCAACGUCCAGCCACAUCAGCCCCAGCAAGGUUUGAGCCCUAGCCAGCCGCAGACUGGCUUGGAUAUGGGAAAUGCAAAUUCUAGCAGCAUCAGGAGGACUCGUGGUCGUGGCCCAACUCGGUGCCUCGAUGUGUGGAAUAUGGAAGGUAAGAUAUCUGUUAGCGUCAAUGAGCUGGGGCAGCCCAUUGGCCUUGAGGCACCCAAACUCACCAACUUUCUCGGUACCAUAGCACGAAAUGGGCACAUGGCACCCCUUAAUUACGUUGAGUGGCGGGCAUUACCAGAUGAGAUCAAGGAGAAGAUGUGGCAACAAGUUCAGUCAAAAUUUGAGAUUGACCCAAAAAGUAAAAGUUGGGUCUUGAAGUCCAUCGGCAAAAAAUGGAAGGACUGGAAAGCUGAGUUGAAGGCUAAUCGUUAUAAUACUCAUAAGACUGACGAGGAGCGGCUAGCAGACUGUGAUGAGAGGGUCAUUCGAGAUCAGUGGCGGAUCCUCAUUUCAUUUUGGAACUCAAAAGAGGCAAAGGAACGCAGUGUUACAAAUAAGGCCAGUCGCGCACAACAGAAGAUAACCCACACUACAGGCAGAAAGAGCUUUGCACAAGUGCGCGAAGAACAGCGUGUGAAGAGGCCUGAUAAGAAGGAGCCAUCCCGGGCAGAGCUAUUCAUAUUGACUCGUACACGGAAAGAUGGGCAACCUGUAAAUAAGGAAUCUUCAGUGUUAAUUUCGCAACUUCGUGAACGGGCAGCUCAACAGAAGGAGACCUCACAAAAUGGUACUGUUGAAGAUGACAUCUUAUCUCAAGUAAUGGGACAAGAUAGACAUGGCCGUGUUCGCACUUAUGGGUUGGGCCCUGCCCCUUCUGAUCUCUCGGGCCCAAAACCUAGUCGUGCUGAAGCUGUGAAAAUGGUCUCUACGGCUAAUGCGGAGGUACAUGAUAUGAAAGAGAAAAUGGUUUCCAUGGAGCAGACGUGUGCACAGAUGGCAUCCCAAAUGUCCAGUAUGAUGUCAAUGAUGUUGAACAUGCAGAAGAAGUUCCCUGAUGAGCAAGGUUCACCAUCCGAGCUAUUGCAUGCUGGACAGGUUGCGGACGUCUCCAACAAUUCUAGAGAAUCGCCACAGCUGCAAGCUCAUCCGCCAUCACUUGUCCAGGGUGUUCCAUCUCAUCAGGGACGCGCUGUGAAGAGAGGAAAGACACAAAACGCAAAACGCACAGUGAAGAGAGGAAAGAUACAGAAUGCAAGUAUCAGCAGCAAGGUUUUGCGCAAAAAGAAUUGAUGUUCAGUUAAUUCCUCCUUUUUUGUGAAUGUGACAUUUGUUGAAUGCAUUAUCGUGCGAGUACUGACCUUUUGUGCCUUUCUUAGAUAUAUAAAACUCCAUUUCACUAAGGUUAAUUGCUAUUGAAAAAACAUAAAUUAUGGUCUUUUUUUGCUCGAAUUUAAAUUUCUGGUUGUGGAUGCCCACUGUGAACAUGAGACAGUAUACAUUAACUCCUUGUACCUAUGAAUUUGAUUGUUGUUUAACUGUCUUGGAGCUUUGUCCUUUUGA
This is a messenger RNA of Camellia sinensis, 1749 nucleotides long. The record is from RefSeq and is a predicted model, not a curated record. NCBI's taxonomy places the organism in Eukaryota, Viridiplantae, Streptophyta, Magnoliopsida, Ericales, Theaceae.